This is a messenger RNA of Notodromas monacha, 1421 nucleotides long. The record is from the annotation of a GenBank genome assembly. NCBI's taxonomy places the organism in Eukaryota, Metazoa, Arthropoda, Ostracoda, Podocopida, Cyprididae.
AGAAAUCGUUCCCUCAACCUCAGCAAGCAAAGUGAGAUUCAGCAUGUCAUCUGUGCCGCGUGGAUUCCUGUUGUCUGUAGCGGUGUUCACGUUGAUAUACGCGUUUGUUUCAUUCUUGUUCUCGUUGCUAAUAUCGUUCGGCCUUUUCGUAAUAUUUUGCUCGCUAUUUGUCGUGUUCAUCUCCUACGCUCGCAUCCCUGCACCAAGUCAAAAAGUCGUGGAAGAGAUUUUGGGACUUGAUUAUUACGAAGUCAAAUCAGAAGAUGCUUCGAACCUUGACAAAGAAUGUCCAAGUUCCUCUGGAUUCGUAAUGCCGAUCGUUGCUCACAGAGGAGCUUGCUUGGAUGCGCCGGAGAAUUCCCUGACAGCGUUUCGUUUGGUCAAACUGCGUGGAGUCCACGGGGUCGAAUUGGACGUUUCUUUGACCAAGGAUAAAGUUCCCAUUGUGUUCCACGACGAAGUCGUGGAUCGUGUCACGAACGGGGCCGGUCGAGUGGUUGACCUCACCUAUGAAGAGAUAAAAGAACUGGAUCUUUCAACGAAAUUCAUUUUUCCGCAAGAAUUUUCUUUGGAAAGAAUUCCGAAGUUGUCGGAAGCGAUUGACCUCUGUCUGGAUCUCGACCUGAGAAUUAUGAUCGAUGUGAAGGAACCGGAUUCCCAGUUGGCUGACGCUGUGUUAGCGGAGUACAAGCGUCGUCCUGAAUUGAAAAAACGGGCAAUGGUGUCUUCGUUCUUUCCGAAUAUCAUAUACCUGGUGAGGCUGGGUGAUCCAGACAUUGUUUGUUCAAUGGCGGUGAGACCGAACUUUUUCGCGUACAAGGAUUUCAUUCCGGGCUUUGGUCCAAGCCAUCCCAGGUUUGACGCAUGGUGGAAACAUUGGGGCGCUUGUUUCCUGGAUCAGCUCUUGGAAAUUUCGCAAUACUCGUUUACGCCAUAUUUUCUUGGUCUGUCGGCGAUUCUAUCGUCGCACGUUGGUGUUGAUAUAGUGAAGCUGUCUCAUUGGAGAAGUCAGGGACUUAGAGUAUUCAUCUGGACUCUGAACGACCCUGUUGCAAAGAAGUAUUGUCAUGAAGUUCUGAGAACGCCUUAUUUGACGGACACGUUAGACCUGUGAAAUUAUUAAGUCGUUCUUAUGUCGAGACCGUCAUGUCAACUUAUAUGGCGUUUGUGAUUUUUGUGUAUUUUGCCCUCCGCUUUGAGGCUGAUCAUCAUUCCGAAUUUCUUCAAAUCGGCAAGUUUGCUCCGAAGAUCUGAUAUCAAUGUGAAAACUAAUCCCUUCUCUUUCUUGGCAUGGCUUUAUCAUUUUUUUUCAAGGAUUUAAUUGCGACGUUCAUUAGUGAUGAAUGAUUCUUCAAAGAGACAUUUUGAAGCUUUCGCGUACAUUCGAAUUGCAGCUACGGAUUUUGAUUGUUGAAAAAUUA